GCUCUGUGCCCGAGGGGAGCUGUGCCAGGGCCAGCGGGGCUGAGCCGGGCGGUGCCAGGAGAAGCCCGCCGAUUGGAACUCAAGUCAUCAAGCGAGCGACCCGCCUAGUGCCUGUGGGUUCUUCGGAGACUAGGUCGCUUUCAAUCUUUGUUCCUGGCGGUCCUUACUUUUUGGGAGAUUGCUCCAGGUGAGGCAAGUCGCCACAUAGGAGGCGCGGGGCUGCCCGCGUGUUCGGGCUGCUUUGCGUGGUAUUCUGGCCCGUCUCGCAGCUGAGUGCGUGCCCACCUGGCCAGGGCGCUGCAGGCAGGUCGGCCUCUGAUGGGGAAAGAGUUCUGCUGGAUGGAAGAACCCUCUCCCCACGGGCAGGACUCCGCUUCCCGCGGGCACUUUUUCAAAGAUCCCGGCAUGCCUUCUGAGACACCCCAGGCGGAAGAGAGGGCUGCGGGGUGCCCCCGCCUCUCCGCGGCACACUUGCGGAAAGGCAGCCUGGAAAAGCGGCCUCCGGGGGACAAGGACACCAAGGAGCACCUGUGGAUCAGUCCUGACACCCCGAGCAGGUGCCUCUGGCAGCUGGGCAGGCCCGUCACCGACUCUCCACACCACCACACCACCUUGGCAAAAUCCCCCCAAAUCUUGCCAGAUAUCCUGAAGAAAAUUGGGGACACCCCCAUGGUGAGAAUCAACAAGAUCGGGAGACGCUUCGGUCUGAAGUGUGAGCUCCUGGCCAAGUGCGAGUUCUUCAACGCUGGCGGGAGCGUCAAGGACCGCAUCAGCCUUCGGAUGGUCGAGGACGCAGAGCGCGCUGGGACCCUGAAGCCUGGGGACACCAUCAUUGAGCCGACGUCGGGGAACACAGGGAUCGGGCUGGCCCUGGCCGCUGCCGUGAAGGGCUACCGCUGUAUCAUCGUGAUGCCGGAGAAGAUGAGCUCGGAGAAGGUGGAUGUCCUGAGGGCCCUGGGGGCCGAGAUCGUGAGGACGCCCACCAAUGCCAGGUUCGACUCCCCCGAGUCGCAUGUGGGAGUGGCCUGGAGGCUGAGGAAUGAGAUCCCCAAUUCUCACAUCCUGGACCAGUACCGCAAUGCUAGCAACCCCCUUGCUCACUACGACAUCACAGCCGAGGAGAUCCUGCUGCAGUGCAACGGGAAGCUGGACAUGCUGGUGGCCUCGGCGGGCACGGGCGGCACCAUCACGGGCAUUGCCAGGAAGCUGAAGGAGAAGUGCCCGGGAUGCAAGAUCAUCGGGGUGGACCCCGAAGGCUCCGUCCUCGCCGAGCCCGAGGAGCUGAACCAGACGGAGCAGACAGCCUACGAGGUGGAAGGCAUCGGCUAUGACUUCAUCCCCACCGUGCUGGACCGCUCGGUGGUGGACAAGUGGUUCAAGAGCAACGACGAGGAGGCCUUCGCCUUUGCGCGCAUGCUGAUCGCGCAGGAGGGGCUGCUGUGCGGUGGCAGUGCUGGCAGUGCCAUGUCCGUGGCCGUGAAGGCUGCCCAGGAGCUGCAAGAGGGUCAGCGCUGCGUGGUGAUCCUGCCAGACUCUGUGCGCAACUACAUGUCCAAGUUCCUGAGUGACAAGUGGAUGCUGCAGAAGGGCUUCAUGAAGGAGGAGGACCUCUCGGUGAAGAAGCCAUGGUGGUGGCAUCUCCGAGUUCAGGAGCUGAGCCUGUCGGCCCCGCUGACCGUGCUGCCCACGGUCACCUGCGAGCACACCAUCGAGAUCCUCCGGGAGAAGGGCUUCGACCAGGCGCCCGUGGUGGACGAGUCGGGGGUGGUCCUGGGGAUGGUGACUCUGGGGAACAUGCUGUCGUCCCUGCUCGCGGGGAAGAUUCAGCCGUCGGACCAAGUUCGCAAAGUCAUCUACAAGCAGUUCAAACAGAUCCGCCUGACAGACCCGCUGGGCAAGCUCUCCCACAUCCUGGAGAUGGACCACUUCGCCCUGGUGGUCCAUGAGCAGAUCCAGUACCACAGCCACGGGGAGUCCAGCAAGAGGCAGAUGGUGUUCGGGGUCGUCACGGCCAUUGACUUGCUCAACUUCGUGGCCGCCCGGGAGCGGAUCCAGAAGACGAAGCCAGGAAGUGCCCUGGAUGCCAGGGGCGCCGGGGCCGCGGCCCAGUCCUGAGCCUCCAGAAACACCACACACUCAUGUUCUGCCGCAGCCCGCGAGGGCCCCGCGCUCGCGGCAGGUAGCAGAGCGGGCGUAGGACGCGCACUGCUUUGCCCAGGCCAGCAGCAGCGGUGUCAUUUCUUCUCCGGUCAAUAACACUUGGCGGCCUUAAAGAAUCUAUUUAUGGUUUGUUCAAUGAGAUGGUUUUCUUUACCUUUCUCUGAAUGUUUCAUUGAGCACGUCCAUUAAAAGAGGACUCGGGGGGGGGGGGCGGAGCAUGUGGUGACGGGGGCGGGGGGAUUAAAGGCAGGGUCCAGAGUGGGGAGUGGGGAGCGCCAGAGUGGGGCUGGGGGCCGGGGCUCGGUCAGGCCCCGUCUCACGGCCGCCUUGUCCUCUUGGGGCCGGCUGGGUCCGAGUGGCUGGAGUGCUCGGGCGGGCGGGGGCUGGUUCAUUGAGGCGCAAUUGACAUGCACCUAAACCGAUCCACUUGAAAAUGUGUGAUUCAGGAGCGCUAUGACAUUGCCGGUGUGGCGCAGCCACCCCCCCGUCAGGUUCUCAAACAUUCCAUCCCCCAUUAAACGGUCGCUCACCGCACCCCCCCCACACCCCCACGCUAAUCUUUCUGUCCCCAUGGAUUUGCUUAUUUGGGAUACUUCCUAUAAAAAGAAUCGCACAACCUUGA
Messenger RNA from Sus scrofa (pig), 2782 nucleotides. RefSeq names its product cystathionine beta-synthase (gene CBS). Gene Ontology annotation, cellular component: cytoplasm. Gene Ontology annotation, molecular function: cystathionine beta-synthase activity. NCBI's taxonomy places the organism in Eukaryota, Metazoa, Chordata, Mammalia, Artiodactyla, Suidae. The record is from RefSeq and is a predicted model, not a curated record.